Acaulospora morrowiae is the source of this 618-nucleotide messenger RNA. The record is from the annotation of a GenBank genome assembly. NCBI's taxonomy places the organism in Eukaryota, Fungi, Glomeromycota, Glomeromycetes, Diversisporales, Acaulosporaceae.
AUGCUUAUUACUCAUUCUUCCGCGGGCGUUCUUACCGCAACAAUGCGCUUUUUAUCAACAAUUUAUAUCCUUGGACUUAAAGUAAUUGUUAGCUACUGGAAUAGUAAACAUAAUCUUUCAAUUUGUAAAAAUAACAUGCGACUUGUGAACGUCGUUUACUUGAAGCACGUAAAUAAACAAGGUGUACCCCAAUUUACCCUCCAACAAUUCGAGUCGGUAGGAAAAAACGCCCAAAUACGAUAUCAUUGUCCUGCAAGAUACACUGGCACGACAAUAUCGUUGCCAAGUGGGAAGCUCAUUGGAUACGCAAGGGACUUUCGUUCUGAACAAUGCCCAGAGUGUCGAGACCACAAUGUGGAACAGCCCGAACGGCUUAAAGAUAUGAGUAGAGAAGAAAAGUUAUUAGCUUUUAUACGUGAGGUAACAACUGAAAUAAUGGAAGUUGAUAACGAUUCGUCUGAAGUACUCUCUCCUGAUAAUUAUCGUCCCUUUGAGUUUCUACGCAAGUUAUGUCGGAAAAUUGGCAAGGCCGAUUCUGAGACCAUCUAUUGGUACUAUGAAUUUGGUUUAGCACUAACCAUUCGUAUCAAUGAAUUAGUAGAGAAUGGACAGAAGAGA